AUGGCAGCCACUGGCACCACCAAUGAGGGGACUUCUGCAUCUAACCUUCUCGCUACCCCCGUGCCUACCCCUACUGGUUCGACGCGAGGAGCUCGUUUUUGGCUCAUUUUUUUGGCCCUUGGAUUCUCGCUCUUUCUCUCCCCGCUGGAAUUGACAUCCACAUCAACGGCCUUGCCUUCUAUCAUUCAGGACCUCAAUGGCAACGACUUCAUCUGGAUCGCCUCUUCGUACACACUCACAUCAACAGCAAUCUUGCCGAUGAGUGGUGGACUGGCGGAGGUCUUCGGACGUCGCCCAGCAAUGAUUUUUGCGCUAAGUCUGUUCUCAAUCGGGAGCGCCCUCUGCGGUUCUGCACAGAAUAUGCCAUGGCUCAUAGCGGCGAGAGGCGUACAAGGAAUGGGAGGCGGAUGUAUUCUCUCCAUCACGAACAUCAUCAUAUCCGAUUUGGUGCCUUUGAAAGAAAGGGGUUUUAUCAGCGGCGUUCUUGGACUAAUUUGGGCCAUGGCAGCAGCUUUAGGUCCCAUCAUCGGCGGAGCUCUUGCUGAUGCAGGACAAUGGCGCUGGAUAUUUUAUCUCAACCUCCCCAUCUGCGGUGUGGCGCUUGUACUCGUUCUUCUUCUACUCAAUGUACCGACUCCGCCCGGCACUCUGAGCAGCAAGUUAGCUCGUCUGGACUGGGUCGGUAACACCAUCAUCGUUGGCAGCACAACUGCAUGCGUCAUUGCAUUAACAUGGGCCGGCGUUGUGUAUCCUUGGUCAUCCACCCGUGUGUUAGCGCCACUUAUUAUUGGUCUAUGUGGCCUGUGCUUUGCCGUAUCCUACGACGCACGCUAUGCCUCAAAUCCUCUCAUUCCAAUCUCUGUACUCUCGAACCGUACCACUUUAAGCGGAUAUGCCCAGACGUUUUUCAAUCCGGUCAUCACUCUCACCGCUAUAUAUUAUCUACCGACAUACUACCAAGCAUGCAAGGGUGCAUCUGCUAUCCGCUCUGGCGUUGAACUCUUUGGCCUCGUGAUGACGCUCGGUCCCGUCGUCAUCCUCACUGGCAUCAGCGUAACCAAGACGAACUCCUAUCGCUGGCAAUGUUGGGUCGGGUGGUCUCUUCUGCUGAUCUCUAUGGGUCUGCUCAGUACCCUACAUGCCGAUAGCACUACAGGAAAGGCAAUCGGAUAUCCUUCCCUUGUCGGCAUCGGUGGUGGUGUGGUGUACGCUGUCACAUAUUUCCCGGUCCUGGCGCCCCUGCCUGUUGGAGAAAGCGCCAAAGCGCUCGCCUUCUUUGCGUUCAGUCGCUCCUUUGCUGGAGUAUGGGGUGUGACUGUUGGCGGGACGAUCCUUCAAAAUGAAUUGAGCAAACAUCUACCUGCCAAUUAUAUCGACACUCUCCCGGACGGCGUUGCACUUAUCUACGGAUCCAUCUCCAGCAUUUCAAACCUUCCGGAACCAACAAGGACACAAGUUCGUCAAGCGUUUGGGAAUGGGAUAGCGACCAUUUGGAAGGUAAUGAUAGGUGUUGCCGGCGCAGGGUUUAUCUCGUGUAUCUUCAUGCAGGACGUGCCGAUGCAUAAGAAGACGGAUGAAAAGUGGGGAUUGGAAAAGAAGGAAGAAAGCAGGGAGCUUGAUACUGCGGAUAAAGAGGCUGGUGAGGCUAUGGUGUCUGACCGAGCUGGGCUGGGCGAUGAUUGA
This is a messenger RNA of Stereum hirsutum FP-91666 SS1, 1683 nucleotides long. Its product is annotated as MFS general substrate transporter. NCBI's taxonomy places the organism in Eukaryota, Fungi, Basidiomycota, Agaricomycetes, Russulales, Stereaceae. Bases 1 to 1683 code for a protein of 560 amino acids. Gene Ontology annotation, cellular component: membrane. The transcript is spliced from 11 exons. The record is from RefSeq and is a predicted model, not a curated record. Gene Ontology annotation, molecular function: transmembrane transporter activity. Gene Ontology annotation, biological process: transmembrane transport.